Molecule: messenger RNA, 1477 nt
Organism: Drosophila willistoni
Lineage: Eukaryota; Metazoa; Arthropoda; Insecta; Diptera; Drosophilidae
Exons: 3
Coding region: 573-1265 (230 amino acids)
Source: RefSeq, a predicted model, not a curated record
CAACGUACGAGCGUGUUAAAAGUUGUGCCAAACAAAAUCAACUUUUAAAAACAAAUACGAAAAAGUUUAUUAUUUCUGUUUUUUUUUUGUGUCUCUGUGUGUGCGUGUUUCUCUUUCUCUCUCCCUCUCUCUUUGUGUUUUGUGUGCGUGUCUAUAUUUUUUUGAAUUUCCAUUAGAAAUUUAUGCAAAAUUAAACACUGAACGAAAUAUAACUUACACGGCAAUUACACUUCCAACAACAUCCCCUGGGUGCUAGCAACCCCUUCACUUCGAAAUUAACUCCCCGUGAGAACGACUAACCGGUUUAUCAGACAUCUAUAUAUGUAAUAUUGUGCUUAUAUGAGAAAGAGUAUUUGCAGACUUAAUACCAUCAAUGCUUUACUUUUGUUUGGCAAAAAACAAAGAAAAAAAAUCAAUAAACUAAACAAAUAUACACAAGUGCAAAGUAGAGUCUGUGUAUAUAUCUAAUAUAUAUACAUUUAUAUAUAUAGGUACCUAUAUAUAUAUUUUUGUAUAUUUUUGUUUUUGGAACCAGACACCAUAACAGUAAAAACAACAACAAAUAAAGCACUAUGGUCUACUCCAUAAAGAAUAGCGAAACUGGUGAAUUCGAAUAUAUCUAUUAUACGGAUUCAGCUCGUGUCAAGGAACCGAAAUACGAUGAGGAAACAGGAGAGCCAGUCCAUGAUCAAAUGAAGGUGCGCUAUCGUAAGCAUGGCAAUUUCCAUGUACCUCGACACUAUCUGAGGGGCACUUUCUGCGAUGAGAUGGACAAUGUAUUGGCCAAUAAAUAUCAACGUGAUCUUGAUAUAACCGUGAAGCAUGUGGUGGAGAAACGCAAUGGCAGCAGUCCGAUGGCAACACUAGUGGCGAACAAGCCGAAGAAAAUAACACCAGGAUAUGAGCGUGAAGAUUACAUUAAAAUGGAUGGAGUCCAUAGCAACAUCAUCUUGGGUUAUGAGCGCCAGCAUCCGUAUCUGCUGUUCCUUAUACCAACGCUUUUCAUCUACAAUUUCUUUAUUGGAGCAACUCUUGCCGUCUUGGAGAUUGCUUUGCAUAUGAUGUCGCAUCACAAGAAUACGUUGACCAUGCAAAAGGAUCUCUAUUUCCGCAGCCCCUUACAUGUGCUAUCCUCACAAUUUUGUGCCACAUGCCGCUGUGAAUCAGAUAGCCAACAUAAUCGCACAUUUACCAUACUCAACAAGCAGAUGCGUAAAGAGCUGCGCUCCGGUGCUCUCAAGAACAUGGCCAAGGCCAUGGGCUAGCAUCUACAUAUCUAUGUCUAUAUACAUACAUGUAUAUACUCCCUCCUCCCCUCUCCACCUCACUCCACAUACACACACAUACACUUUAACUAUAAUGGUUUGAAACAAAAAAGAAAAAACAAAAAUUGAAAAAAAAAAUCACUUUUAUUUCAUAAUUAUUUUUUUCUUUACUCAAAAAUAAAUGCACAAUUAUAUCACUCGGAGUACCUGAA